This is a messenger RNA of Babjeviella inositovora NRRL Y-12698, 612 nucleotides long. RefSeq names its product translation initiation factor eIF3 subunit j (gene HCR1). The annotation marks the transcript as partial. Gene Ontology annotation, molecular function: translation initiation factor activity. NCBI's taxonomy places the organism in Eukaryota, Fungi, Ascomycota, Pichiomycetes, Serinales. The record is from RefSeq and is a predicted model, not a curated record. Gene Ontology annotation, cellular component: cytoplasm; eukaryotic translation initiation factor 3 complex. The transcript has a single exon.
AAGAAGAGCAAGAAGAGCGGUGAACAAAAGAUGUUGGACAUUGACUUGGUGGACGAAAAAACCAGAAAGGAGAUGUUGAAAGCCGCCGAAUUGGAAGCCGAUUUGAAUAACGCCACAGACUUGUUCGACGGUUUGGGAGUUGCCGAGCAUCCAAGAGCCAGAGCUGCCAGAUUGGCCGCUGCUAAUUCCCCGGCGCAGCCAGCGCAGUUGACCGCUGAUACUCCGCUCGAAGUGCAUCCGCUUUUCAAACCCACCACCAAGCAGGAGUUCGAGAAGUUGAGAAAGGUUUUAUCUGCUGCCUUGACCGAGUUGUCAGAAGAGUCUUUGUUGAAUUAUACUUCGUCCUUGGCAAUCGACUUGAUCAGAGACUUGUGCCAGCCUUUGUCUGUGGAGUCUAUCAGAAAGGUCACCUCGACCUUGACCGUCAUUUCCAACGACAAGACCAGAGCCGAGAGACAGGCCAGAUUAUCCAAGGCUGGUGGUACUGCCACUGGUGGUGCUGGUAAGAAGAAGGUCAAGACCGUCAAGCCAAACGUGGGACAGUUCGCCAAGGGUGAUGACUUCGACACCACCAACUACGAUGAAGAUUUUGGUGAUGAUGACUUUAUGUAA